Molecule: messenger RNA, 2302 nt
Organism: Durio zibethinus
Lineage: Eukaryota; Viridiplantae; Streptophyta; Magnoliopsida; Malvales; Malvaceae
Product: beta-glucosidase 11-like
Biological process (GO): carbohydrate metabolic process
Molecular function (GO): beta-glucosidase activity
Source: RefSeq, a predicted model, not a curated record
AUGGAAGAACAGGCUGAUACGCAUUUACAAACCCCAAUUACGACUUGACUAGGAUUAACAUCCAAGCAAUGUUCCUGGACCACCUUAGAAUAAAAACAAGAGUGCUUUGGGCUUUGGGUUCCUUGGAGCGCCAUAAAUUUUUCUAUCAAAUUUGUCGCCUUCAAAAUCUUUUGAUAAAUUAAUGAAGCAAUUUCCACGUCGAUACAAUGUGAUUGUGAUAUUAUUUUUUAUUGCAACUAUAAAAUUUCAUCUUCAUGCCAUGCCUUCCGGAUUUGAGAUCCAGACUAUAUUUUGAGUUAAAGUGGUGAACUGAAACUCUUUCUGAGGAUAAAGAGAAGUGAUGAGGACUCCGAUCUCCUUCUUCUUGCUAAUAACAAUUCUGCUAAAUUUGGCAGUAGCAACGCUAAGUGCAGAUACAUAUAGCAGAUAUGAUUUCCCUCCUGGCUUUAUAUUUGGCUCUGCCACCUCUGCUUAUCAGGUGGAGGGAGCAGCCAGUGAAGAUGGGAGGACUCCAAGCAUUUGGGACACUUAUACGCAUGCUGGGUAUGCUAAAGGAGCCACUGCAGACGUAGCUGCUGAUCAUUACCACAAAUACAAGGAAGAUGUGAAACUCAUGGCAGAAAUGGGGUUGGAUGCCUACAGGUUUUCCAUCUCCUGGUCAAGACUUAUCCCCAAUGGAAGAGGACCUGUCAAUCCAAAGGGUUUAAUGUUUUAUAACAAUCUCAUUAAUGAACUGAUCAGCCAUGGAAUACAACCUCAUGUUACUUUGAACAAUUUUGAUCUUCCACAGGCACUUGAAGAUGAUUAUGGAGGAUGGAUUGACCGAAGGAUUGUGAAGGACUUCACAGCUUAUGCAGGUGCAUGCUUCCGAGAAUUUGGAGACAGGGUUUCACAUUGGAUUACUGUGAAUGAGCCCAAUGUGUUUGCCAUUGGAGGUUAUGAUCAGGGAAUUUCUCCUCCUAAGCAUUGUUCUCCUUCAUUUGGAACAAACUGCACUAGAGGCAACUCCUCGACCGAGCCAUACAUAGCCGUUCAUAAUAUCUUGUUGGCGCAUGCGUCAGCCGCAAGAUUGUACAGGAAAAAAUAUCAAGGAAAGCAGCAUGGAUUCAUAGGUGUUAGCAUCUUUGUAAUUGGGGCUGUCCCUUCUACAAACUCAACAGAAGAUGCAAUGGCAACUCAAAGAAUGAAGGACUUCUAUAUUGGUUGGGUUGUCAAUCCCUUGAUGUUUGGAGAUUAUCCCGAGGUAAUGAAGAAAAUUGUAGGCUCCCGAAUGCCUAGCUUUACCAGUCAUGAAUCUGAACUGCUUAAGGGUUCGUUUGACUUCCUAGGCAUAAUACAUUACAUUACAGCUAACAUACAAGACAGCCCUGGCAGUUUGGAAUUGAAACAAAGAGACUUUAACAUGGAUGUAGCUGCAAGCAUAAGCAAUUAUAACGAUUUUUUCAUGGCUUCAGAGUUGCCUAUUAUUCCUUGGGGUCUGCAAGGAGUGCUGGAGUAUUUUAAGCAAGCUUAUCACAAUCCUCCCAUUUACAUUGUUGAAAACGGUCAGAGAACUCCACACAAUAUAACCUUGGAAGACACAUCGAGGGUGAAAUAUCUGCAGGCGUAUAUUGGAAGUGUACUGGAUGCAAUAAGGAAUGGAUCAGAUACAAGAGGGUACUUCGUAUGGUCCUUCUUAGAUGUAUUCGAGUUAUUGAAUGGUUAUGACUCAAGCUACGGGCUAUACUACGUAGAUUUCAAUGAUCUAGAUUUGAAAAGAUAUCCUAAACUUUCGAGUGAUUGGUAUUCCCAUUUUCUCAAGGGAGGAAGUGUCAGUCCAGAUGGGGUGAUCGAGUUCCAGAACAAUUUCUCUGCUCUUCCCCACGGCCAUUUCUCCCAGUAGGCUGAUUUCAAUGGAAAUCAAUAAUGGCCUUGCGUUGAUUUUCCUUGUUUUCAAGUUGUACUUUCCCCUUUUGGCCCAACAAUGGGAUAGACUUCCCGGACUACAUACUUCAAUAAGAUAGAUAUAAAUGCUUUUCAAUAGCAAUGUAGCAAUACAGCAUAAAUGCUAAUUGCAGAUCCCUGUCUGUAUCUUCAAGCUGCAUCAAGGUUACAACUUUCAGUUUUCGAGGAUUAAUUCUCCAUUUCUCUUAUUUUGUGCAUGACUGGAACCGUAGUUUGGCAGUCUACUUGCCAAGUAGACUAACAUUAAGUUACCUCAUCCUUUGUUCUGAAAUCCUAGGAUUAUAAUCUCCUUUUAUCUAAACAUAGAUAAGAGACAGAUCACUGCAUCAGCACGUGAUAAGCCAAGGGUCUUAUCAAU